This is a messenger RNA of Clonostachys rhizophaga, 1572 nucleotides long. Lineage: Eukaryota; Fungi; Ascomycota; Sordariomycetes; Hypocreales; Bionectriaceae. The record is from the annotation of a GenBank genome assembly.
AUGUCGAGCGACGACAUUAAGAAGGACAUCAACCACGUGGAGGACCAUGUAGUUGCAGACUCCACCGACUUGGAUGACCUCGAUUCUAUCGAGCUCACCAAAACUGGCAGGUUCUCAUGGCUCGUCUCCAUCACGGCUGCCAUCGGCGGCAUGCUCUUCGGUUACGACACCGGCAUCAUCUCUGCCGUGCUGGUCUACAUCAACAAAGAUCUUGGCAAGGAUCUUACACCACAGGAGCGUGAGCUCAUCACUUCCAUCACCUCUGGCGGGGCCUUCAUCGGUGCCAUCUUCGCUGGUGCCACCGCUGAUCGCUAUGGUCGCAAGGUCGCCAUCUAUGUUGGUUGUGCCCUCUUCACUGUUGGGGCCAUCCUUCAGGCAGCCGCUUUCUCCAUUGCUCAGAUGACCGUCGGACGUCUUGUUGUAGGCUUCGGCGUGGGCUCUGCUGCUAUGAUUGUUCCUUUGUACAUCGCCGAAGUCUCACCUGCCAAAUACCGCGGCCGAAUGAUCGGUCUCGACAACUGCUCCAUCACCGGUGGCCAACUUAUAAGCUAUGGUAUUGGUGCUGGUUUCGCCUAUGUUUCCGGUGGCUGGAGAUAUAUGGUUGGAGGCGGUGCACUCCCCGCCAUCCUGCUCGGUGCUCUGCUGCCUUUCUGCCCAGAGUCACCCCGCCAGCUCAUCUACUUCGGCAAGAAUGAAGAAGCUGCCUCGGUCCUCCGGCGAAUCUACCCCAAUGCUACGGAACAGCAGGUUCAAGACAAGAUCCGCUUGCUCAACUAUCACGUCGAUCAGUCCAAGACCAUCAACGCUGGCAAGUCUGGCUGGUGGGUCUUCAAGCAAAUGUAUACUGUCCCCGCCAACCUCCGAGCCCUCUUUGCUGCUUGCGGUUUGAUGGCCAUCUCUCAGCUCACUGGUUUCAACGCCCUCAUGUACUACUCUCCCACCCUUUUCGCUACCGUCGGUUUCUCGAACCCCGUCGCUGUUGGAACCGUCAUCGCCGGCACCAACUUCAUCUUCACCCUGGUCAAUCUCUUGCUCGUUGACCGGGCUGGUCGCCGUAGGGUCCUGCUUUGCACUGUGCAGUUCAUGGGUCUCGCAUUGCUCGUCGCCGCAGUCUGCUUCAAGUGGAUCCCUGUCAACAAGGAUCUCAGUGUUACCACUGAUGGCAGUAUUGGAUGGCCUGCUAUUGUCGUCCUCAUCAGCAUGGUCCUCUUUGUCGGUUUCUACUCUUCCGGUAUUGGAAACACUGCCUGGCUCAGCAGUGAAUUCUUCCCUCUGGAAAUCCGCGCCAUGGGAACCAUGAUGCUUACCAUGACCUGCUGGGGAUCUAAUAUCAUUGUUGCCUCUACCUUUUUGACUCAGCUGCAGAGCAUGACGCCAAGUGGUACCUUUGGCUUCUAUGCCGGUCUCUGUCUGACGGGCUAUGCUCUGAUCUACUUCUUCUAUCCCGAGGUCAAGGGCAUGACUUUGGAGGAUAUCCGCGAGGUCUUCCAGGAAGGCUUUGGUGUUGCAAAGGCCCGCGAGAUCCAGAAGCGCAUGAAGGAGGCCCGAAAGGCUGUGGCCACCAAGGCUUAA